UAAAGAACCAAGUGAUAGUGAGCCAAGUGUUAGUGACGGUGUAGCUGACACAGUAGUUGCUGCUGACACCUCCUUGGUGACACUACCUUGCUGACACUUCUGCUGACACUCUCCUGCUGAUACUACCUUGCUGACACUUGCACUAUGCCAGCUUCACCAAGCUCUACAAAUGUAGGGGCCGUUGCUCGGUCCCCAUCACGCACAGUCUCUCCUCGUACUGGAGGUGGAUCAGGAGCAUCCACUGUAAGACAACGCAAAACCACCACCACCACCUCUGGUCGCAGCACUGCGUCGACUGGGGGCAUGUGGAGAUUCUACACAGAUGAUUCUCCAGGAAUCAAAGUUGGUCCUUUGCCAGUCCUGGUUGGCUCUUUGGUGUUCAUUGCCACAGUGUUCAUGCUUCAUAUUUGGGGCAAGUACACUAGAGCUUAAACUUGCAGGUGAUAGGAAUUCUCGCCUACAGAAGCAUCUUACACACCCCUGGAAAUCCUAAUAACCAUCUCCUGCAAUGUGGAUUUUUCUUAAUUGAUUGGUUACUGGAUCUUUGGUUUCUUGAGGAAUGUUUAAUUGUGGGAUGUCUGCCAUUCAGAAGUCUAACCCUAUUGGUUGAUCAUUCCAUGUGUAUGGUGCAUGUGAUAGUUUGUAGUUUAUGAAAUUUUAUAUAAUAAACCUUUGACUGAA
Molecule: messenger RNA, 681 nt
Organism: Cherax quadricarinatus
Lineage: Eukaryota; Metazoa; Arthropoda; Malacostraca; Decapoda; Parastacidae
Source: RefSeq, a predicted model, not a curated record